Molecule: messenger RNA, 531 nt
Organism: Annulohypoxylon truncatum
Lineage: Eukaryota; Fungi; Ascomycota; Sordariomycetes; Xylariales; Hypoxylaceae
Exons: 2
Coding region: 1-531 (176 amino acids)
Source: RefSeq, a predicted model, not a curated record
AUGGAUAUGCAGCGCAUCCUCUGCGUUAGCGACGACCAUCUAAACGAUGCGGUCGGAUAUUUCAUAUACCAGCUUCUCCAGAGCACUGCGGAAGACUUUGCCAAGCAGGCGGGUGUUCCUAACAACUCUCCAUCGCUAGAUGCGGAAAUUCAACAGUAUUACCGCAUCAUGACUAACCACGCCAUAACCUUCCCAGAAAGCCCCCUGGUCCUUGGUAUGAGCCUGUGGCUAAGCCAUUUUGACCGCUCAGCGGCAUGGUCGCGCAACCUUUCCGAAGCCGGUCUUCUAGCCGUAUGCGACAACUUCCUCGACAAGCACCCGUCCAUCGCUUGGGGGCAGAGUCAGUUUCGGGACUUCUUUGCCUGCUUGGGCAUCAAGUGCUACCUGAAUGAUCCGAGCCAGCCUUUACAGAUGGGGUUGGAGGCUAUACUAGAUUCAUGGGAGGACAAGGGGCCAACCAAUUUGGCCAUGUUUGCUGCGGCAUUGAUUCCUGGGGCGUUUCGAAAGGAAUUCUUUGCCGAUAAAAGGUGA